GACUACAAUAUAAACGCAGACACAAAUUCUUAUGCAUAAAAUAAUUAUUAUUUCUAUGAAACCUUGAGAGACUAAAACCGAAAAAGAAAUAUGGUAAAAUAUUUUUUUAAGGAUACAUGACCUUAAAAAUUACUAAUAGUAGAGCUGUUGUCUUGUCCGUUUACUUUUGUAGUCACGAUCGCUUGGUGGUGGGUGGAGAUAGAGAUUUACAUCUCUCUCGCCGUUUUAUCGCCACCUUUUAUGAACUCAAAGCUUUUCCGGUAAUCUAGAUAAGGAGAGAGAUACUCUCGACAGUGAUGUUUUUUUCUUUUACUUUAAUUUCCACCAUUCUUCAUUUACUUCUUAUGCUUUUUCUUUCUAUUUAACCCUACAUCGUCUCCAUUUCACAUUCUUCAACCUUUCCUUCUCUUUUUCAGUCAUUCUCGGGAUCUCAUCUCUCUCCUUUUUAACCCAACAUCUCCUACAACAGUUAGAUACUUCUCUCCACCAACCUAGCUUCUUUUCUUGUCCUCGUUUGCUCUUUUUCGUUGGAUUUCACGAUAUUUCUUGUAAAGUUUGUCCAUCGAAGGCACCCCACAAUCUAGCAUACACUGAAUACGUGCUGCAAAAGAGGUUAAUUAAAUCAAGAGCUGAUAUGAACACGUUUUCACAUGUUCCUCCCGGAUUUCGUUUCCAUCCCACUGAUGAAGAACUUGUUCAUCACUACCUUAAGAAAAAAGUAGCUUCUAAAAGGAUUGACCCAGAAGUGAUAAAAGACAUUGAUCUCUAUAAAAUCGAGCCAUGGGAUCUUCAAGAAUUAUGCAAAACUGGAAAUGAUGAACAAGAUGAAUGGUACUUCUUUAAUCAUAAGGACAAGAAGUAUCCAACAGGAAUUCGUACCAAUAGAGCUACAAAAGCAGGAUUCUGGAAAGCUACAGGGAGAGACAAGGCAAUUUACUGUAAGCAUUGUCUUACUGGAAUGAGAAAGACUCUUGUGUUUUACAAAGGAAGAGCACCCAAUGGACAAAAAUCUGACUGGAUCAUGCAUGAGUAUCGGCUACAAACUAUUGAAAAUGGAACUCCUCAGGAAGAAGGGUGGGUUGUAUGUAGAGUGUUCAAAAAACGAAUGACAACAGUGAGGAAAAUGGGUGAUUACGUGUCGCCAUGUUGGUAUGAUGACCAAGUCUCGUUCAUGCAAGAACUGGAAUCUCCAAUUCCAAUUUCUAACCCUAAUGCACCAAAUCGUCACCCCUACCCCAGCAAGGAGUUGGAAUUGCAAUUCAAUAUUCCCCAUGACGCUUUCCUCCAACUUCCACAACUUCAAAGUCCCGUGAUUCUUCAAUCUGCGGCUAGUUUGAGUUUUAGCCCAGUUGUCUCUUACGGCUAUGGUAGCAAGAACAAUGGAAACGCUUUGCAGUCAUCAUCUCUCACUCAAGAACAUCGACAGUUUCAUUAUGCUAGUAAUGAUCAAUCUAUGGAUUGGCGAGUACUUGACCAGUUUGUGGGUAAUGAGCUGAGUCACGAUGAACAUUUUUCCAAUGUGGUUCACCAGAUGAAGUUGCCGGCAGACGGAUCUACAAAACCAGAAACCGGUCAGGAAAGUGCUUCAACUUCCAUCUCCGGUUCCCAGAUUGACCUCUGGAAAUGAAAAUUUACAGCUAGAAGAGGCACACCACUUAUACAGUUUAAUUAGCACUCUCGAUAAUGACAAAACAAAAAUUCUGUACAUAACAAACCCUAAAAUAUUCUUAGCAGUUGAAAUAUGCAUGAUGAUAACAGUGUGUCAACUAAUAAUCCGGACUUGUAUGAUGCAAGAAAAACCUAGAGCAUAUGUUGGAGUUUAACAGUGCAAGAUUUGAUGUAAUGAGGUCAGUGAAUGUUAGAGAUUUAAUCAUUAAUUGAAUUUGCAUGUAAUACAAAUAUAUUAAGGUUAUGUAUACUGACAGGAACAUGAUGAUUGUAUUUUAAACCCA
Vigna angularis (adzuki bean) is the source of this 1952-nucleotide messenger RNA. Its product is annotated as NAC domain-containing protein 7. The coding region runs from base 635 to 1627 and encodes 330 amino acids. The record is from RefSeq and is a predicted model, not a curated record. Gene Ontology annotation, molecular function: DNA binding. Gene Ontology annotation, biological process: regulation of DNA-templated transcription. NCBI's taxonomy places the organism in Eukaryota, Viridiplantae, Streptophyta, Magnoliopsida, Fabales, Fabaceae. The transcript has 4 exons.